AUGAUCGAAAUACAACGGUUUAUGAUGACAUUCUCAACACCGUGUUGUGACAGCGCCCCACACAUCUACAUUUCCGCGCUUCCGUUCACCCCAACAAGAUCGAAAUUACAUAAUGAGGUUGUAAAAAGACGCAUCAAUACCCUCGCUGUGACAAAGGGACUCGAUGAAAUGUAUCCCGGGCUCCCUACUAGUCUUCGGGGUCAUACCGACUGGGUCAAUGCUGUCGCAUUCGCGCCAGAUGGCUCGCAGAUCGCCUCAUGUUCAGUAGAUAAAACAAUUGGACUGUGGGAUGCAUUCACUGGGCAGUCAUUGGGGGAGCCGCUCCGAGGUCAUGUCCACUUGGUCGAGGCCAUCGCGUUCUCGCCAGACGGCUCACAAAUUACCUCCGUUUCGCGCGAUACGACGGUUCGACUCUGGGAUGUAAACACCGGAUAUCCAUUAGGAGAACCACUCCGAUAUCAUAAUGAUGGAGUCAGCGCUGUCGCCUUCUCGCCAGACGGUUCACGAAUCGUCACCGGUUCGGAGGAUGCGACGAUCAGACUGUGGGAUUUAGAAGGCGAUCGGCCCGUGAUGGAGCCACUUCGAGGCCACGAAGAUGGAGUGACCGCUGUCGCGUUCUCACCCAAUGGUUCGCAAAUUGCUUCUGGCUCGUACGACAAAACAAUUAGACUAUGGGAUGGAGCUACUGGUCUUUCGUUGGGAGAGGCAAUCCGCUGUCAUGACAAUUGGGUCAAGACAAUUAGCUUCUCACCAGACGGUUCACAAAUUGUCUCUGGCUCAGAGGACCGUACUAUUCGACUAUUGGAUGCAGUUACUAGACAACCACUUGGGGAGCCAUUUAGAGGUCACAAGGGUUCAGUCUCCUCGGUCGGGUUCUCUCCAGAUGGCUCACAAAUUGUCUCUGGCUCGACGGACAGCACAAUACGACUGGACCCCCUCAAAGGCAACGAAGGCUUAGUCCUCGGCGUGGCGUUUUCACCAGAUGGCUCACACAUCGCCUCUGGUUCAGCUGAUAGGACCAUUCGACUGUGGAGUGCAGUCACCGGAUGCCCAUUGGGAGAGAUGCCUCGAGGUCACCAAAAUUCGGUCUAUGCCGUCGCGUUCUCGCCAGAUGGUUCACGAAUCGCCUCUGCAUCCAUCGAUAAGACGAUUCGAACAUGGGAUGCGGUCACUGGGCAGCCGUUAGGAGAGCCACUUCAAGGUCACAAAGGUGGUAUCUUAGCUGUGGAAUUCUCCCCAGACGGCUUACAAUUUGUCUCGGGUUCAACGGAUAAAACAAUUCAACUGUGGGAUGCGGAUAGUGGAAAACCGUUGGGAGAACCACUUCGAGGUCAUACGGAGUCGAUCAAGUUUGUCGGCUUCUCCACGGAUGGCUCCCGAAUCGUCUCUGGCUCGUUCGACACGACAAUUUGA
Molecule: messenger RNA, 1413 nt
Organism: Serendipita indica DSM 11827
Lineage: Eukaryota; Fungi; Basidiomycota; Agaricomycetes; Sebacinales; Serendipitaceae
Source: the annotation of a GenBank genome assembly